AUGACAUACAUUAGUUACCUUUCGGUUUUAAACGCUGGUUUACAAAAUUAUUCUCUUUAUGAACAAAUAAAUGAUACAACUUAUCAAGGUAUUCCAAUUUUUAUAAACUAUACAAUUUGCAAUGCCAUUUUAUAA
This is a messenger RNA of Dictyostelium discoideum AX4, 135 nucleotides long. RefSeq lists its product as hypothetical. Lineage: Eukaryota; Evosea; Eumycetozoa; Dictyosteliales; Dictyosteliaceae. The coding region runs from base 1 to 135 and encodes 44 amino acids. The record is from RefSeq and is a predicted model, not a curated record. The transcript has 2 exons.